AAAAAAGAUAUAAUAGCUAUUCAGAAAAAACUUGGUAUUAACAAUAAUAUAAAUCAAACGGCAAUGUCAGAGAGUAAGAAAGUGAAAGAAUUUGCUGAUUCAUAUGAAUUGCUGUUAGAAUUG
Molecule: messenger RNA, 123 nt
Organism: Dentiscutata heterogama
Lineage: Eukaryota; Fungi; Glomeromycota; Glomeromycetes; Diversisporales; Gigasporaceae
Source: the annotation of a GenBank genome assembly